Durusdinium trenchii is the source of this 1680-nucleotide messenger RNA. The record is from the annotation of a GenBank genome assembly. Lineage: Eukaryota; Dinophyceae; Suessiales; Symbiodiniaceae.
AUGUUGCGCCUGGGGCGGUCGCGCCUGAGCCAUGCCCUGCGUCGAGAUGCCCUGCGUCCGACGCGCGCCUUUCCGCGAGCCUCGCGGGGCGUGCGUGGCUUUGGAAGCUCCGUGGGCGAGGCUUCAGGGAGUCCAGGUGACGUGACUGGGCGGCGGCUGAGUGGCCCUCUUCGACUCUUUGGGCUCGCGCUGGGUUCGGGCGCCGCAGGCGUGGGUCUCUCAUACUGGAGGAGACCAAGCGAAGAGAUCGAGCUGCCCGCCGUGCCGGAGCCUGAAGCCUUUAUUCACCCCUACGAGACAUGGCCUUGGUAUCAGAAGGCCUGGUUUGCCUUCAAACGCUCUGUGUUCUUGGCCUUCGUUUUUGCACCCUUCAUGUGCGCAUCCUUGGUGCUCCUGGUGAAGAAGGAGAAUGGCAAUGCUGGAUACUGGAGGGAAUUCUGGUUGCAACAGAUGUUGGAAUGCACGCAGCGCGCGGGUGCGGCCUUCCAGAAAUUUGGACAGUGGCUCUCGAUGCGGCCAGAUAUGUUUCCGCCCGACGUCAUCCUAGUGCUCAGCAAGCUGCGCGCGGACGCGCCGGCGCACCCGGGCACAGUGAGCCGUCAAAAGCUGAGGGAACACCUGGGCAAGGAGGUGGAAGAGCUCUUUGAGGAAUUUGAGGAAGAGCCGGUGGCCAGUGGUUCCGUCGGUCAAGUGCACCGCGCUCGCCUGCGCCCGGAACACGCCCUGGAUGGCCCAGGUGGACAUUUGCGUGAAGUGGCCGUGAAGAUCCAACACCCCGGCGUCAUCGAAAGCGCCUUCAUGGAUUUGAACAUCGUUUGGAAGAUCGUGGAGUUUUCAGAGAACUUCUUGCACAUGACGAUGCCAUUCGACCGGAGUGACUUUGACGGUGUGAUCCAAGCACAGAUGGAUUUCACCCGCGAAGCCUUUAACUUGCAACAGUUCGCCAAGAACUUCAAGGGUGAAAGCUGUAUCCGCUUCCCGAAGGUCUCUUCACGCUUUGUGACUCCAGAAGUGUUGGUGGAGACAUGGGAAAGUGGCGAGCUCAUUUCCAAUAUCAUGGAGGACUUUGACAAUGCCAAGGCCAAAUGCCAGGACGCUGUGAGCGCGCUGGAAGAGAAGAAACGCCAGGUGCAAGGAAAGUUAUCCAAGAUCCUCUAUGACAUGAGCAUGAAGAUGAUGGUGAGGGACAAUUUUGUCCAUGGCGACCUACAUGGGGGCAACAUCCUUUAUUCCAUGUCAGAUGACCACGUGACCGUGCUUGAUGCUGGCAUCGCCACCUCCUUGGAGAAGAGGACCUUUGCUCCCUUCGGUGUGUUCCUGCAUGCGCUUUGUUCUGGCCAGACCGACAUCGUCGUCGACUACCUCCAGCGAUUUAACGAGUCCAAGAUCUGCGUCAACACGAAGCAGCUGAAGACGGAUAUUCAGGAAACCAUGGACAAAUACAUGGGCCCUUUCAGACUGAAUCAGCACGGCCCUCUCAAUGCGGCGGAUAUGUUUGGAGAGGUGAUGUUCACCUUGCAGAGGCACGGCAUGCUCCUGAAAGGAGAUGUCGCCUCGACGCUCUUCACCAUUUCCAUCAGUGAAGGCUUAGUGAGGCAAUUGGAUCCCACCUUUGAUGUGGCCAAGCAGGCGUUGCCGUACAUCGCCAAGUACAUGGGUUCUGUCUUGAACCAUUUUUGA